UCUCAUUGCUGAAUGAAACUUUUUUUUCAUUUUUUUUUUUGCUUUCUUGUCUUGGUCUUGUAAUGAAAUUUAUAUCUUCUCCCUCUCUAGACAUAUAGAGAGAGUAGAUAGGGAUAUAUACAUAGAGGGUUUGCAUGUUUUUAUUCUCAUUGUUUUAUCCCAACAUCAACAACUAUAAGGGGCAAGGGAUAACAAGAAUAGGAAGAGGAAACAAACCAAUAUGUUGCAGAGAGCUGCAAGCAAUGCAUAUUCAUGGUGGUGGGCUAGCCACAUCAGAACAAAGCAAUCAAAAUGGAUGGAGCAAAACCUCCAAGAUAUGGAGGAAAAGGUGCACGCUGUUUUGAAGCUGCUAGAGGAAGAGGGAGAUUCCUUUGCCAAGAGAGCAGAAAUGUACUACAAAAGGAGACCAGAGCUGAUAAACUUUGUGGAAGAAUCAUUCAGAGCAUACCGUUCUUUAGCUGAUAGGUAUGAUCACAUUUCAACAGAGUUGCAAAAUGCCAACAACACCAUUGCAUCUGUGUGCCCAGAUCAAGUACCUUAUAUGGAUGAGGAUGAUGAGGAGCCAUCACCUAGACCAAAGACUCCAAAAAAAAAGUCUGCAGAAGGGGCCAAAGUAAAUAUUCCAAAGGUUCCAAAGCCUCCACUUAGAGAUUUAAAAACUGUCAUAACAACAGCCACAAAGAAACUCAACCCCAAGAAGGUAGCCCCCGCGGCUGCAGCUUCUAAAGUUCCAAAAUCUGGAUUGAGCAGAAAGGAGGCACUUAAAGAGAUUGACAGGAUGCAGAAAGAGAUUCUGGGAUUACAAACUGUGAAAGAGUUUGUGAAGAGUUCUUAUGAUAAUGCCAUUGCCAAGUACUGGGACACUGAGAAUCAGAUCAAGGCAUUGCAAGAGAAAGUGUCCAAUUUGCAAGAUGAACUUGGAGAAGGCAUUGCUAUUGAUGACGAGGAAGCGCGGCGUUUGAUGGCAGAAGCAGCUCUUAAGUCAUGUCAAGAUACAUUAUCACAGUUGGAAGUGAAACAGGCCAUAUCACUUAAUGAGACCAAAAUUGAAUCCAAAAGGGUAAAGGAAGUGAGGGAAAAGUUAAGUUCUCUCAUGAAUGAAGCCAAGUAUGAUAACACCAAUUUGAAAGAGCCAAGGGCCAAAAAGGAUGUCAAAGAAAUACAAGGAACAAAGGACUUGGGUGAAGAUAUGGAAGAAAUGACUCAGCAGAGACAGGAGUUGCUGUCAUUGCAGGAGAAAAUAAAAGAACACUUCGACGCUGGAUCCUAUUCAAAUCUAACAGUAAAAGAUAUGGCAGAAAAGAUUGAUUCACUUGUGAACAAAGUUGUCAGCUUAGAAACUGCAGUUUCUUCCCAGACAGCUCUUGUAAAGAGAUUAAAUGCAGAAACCAAUGAACUUAAUUCCCUGGUUCAAGCCCUAGAAGGUGAUAAGGAAAGUUUGAUCAAUGAUAAAGCUAAAUUGAAUGACCAACUGAGAGAAAUGGAUGAAAAGCUGCGUGAGGUACAGAAUCUAAACCAAAUUGUUGAGAACCAGAAUACCAACCUCCAAACCCAUUUCACUGAAGCACAUUGUAAUCUUGAUCAUCUCUCUGAGAAUGUCCAAAAGGGGAAGCCAGAUGAGGAGGAUGAGGUCAGGGAAACAUCACUAAACGAAAGGAUUUCAUCAAGAGAUGCUGAAUCUGAACAUUGUCUUAAUGGACAAGAUGCAUUGAAUCAAGACAGUGAGUUAUUGAAGGAUGAAAAGUCCAAUAAGGAGCAUAAGGUCACUGCUGUGACAGAAGAUGUUGUAAAUUCAGAUAAGGUUGCUGAAGUGGUAAAAGACACUGUAAUUCCAGAUAACAAGCCUACAGUCACAGGUUCACUGGAAAAUGAAGUUAAGGCCACCAAUUCACUGGAAAUGAAAGAGGAAACUCCGUUGGAAAACAAAUCUCCAAUAGAGUUGAAAGAAAAUUCUAGCAAUAGCGAUAUCAGAAAAUCAGCAGAUGCUUUGAGAACUACUGCUGACCAGGCAAGUACAAAGGAAGAGAGUUCUGUAAAACAACAAGAAAAUGAUUCUAAGCAAGUUUCAGCUGAGACAGUGACCGCUCAACAGCAAGAAAAUGAUUCUAAGCAAGUUUCAGCUGAGACAGUGACCGCUCAACAGCAAGAAAAUGAUUCUAAGCAAGUUUCAGCUGAGACAGUGACCGCUCAACAGCAAGAAAAUGAUUCUAAGCAAGUUUCAGCUGAGACAGUGACUGCUCAACAGCAAGAAAAUGAUUCUAAGCAAAUUUCAGCUGAGACAGUGACUGAUCAUAAAGGUGAUUCCCAGGAUCAGCAAAAAAAUGAUUCUACGCAACUUUCACCUGGGACAGUGACUGAUCUUAAAGGUGAUUCUCAGGAACAGAGAAGGACACGAGAAGAUGAAUAUGAUUGGCAGGAAUUGUUGAAUGGAAUGAGGGAUAGGGAACAAACUCUGCUGGCAGAGUAUAAUAAUGCUCUCCAAAAUUAUGAUGAAAUGAAGAACAAACUAGCUGAAAUAGAGAAGAAAAAUCAAGAUGUCCUCUUUGAGUCAUCUUUGCAGUUGAAAGAACUGAAGACUGCUAAUGCCUUGAAAGAUGAAGAAAUUAGACUCCUACGUCAGAAACUAGGCUUCCUGCAGAAAAGCUUGGAGGGAAAGGAGGGAACGGAGGAUUUGAGAGACUUAACUUCAGUGCAGCCACCCCCAGAGCCAAAUGACAUUGAAGAACUUUUAAAAAUUGAAGAACCUGAAUCUACAACAUCAGCCAUUGAAGAGAACUUCCGGAUGAGCAUUGAUGAGCUUCUAGAGGAGAAUCUAGACUUCUGGUUAAAAUUCAGUACUUCUUUUACAGGGAUACAGAAAUUUGAAACCACUAUAAAGGAUUUGCUGUCUGAGGUAAAAAGAAUUGAGGAAAAAUGGAAAUCAUCAGAAGGCAGUAGUAGUGCAAAAUAUUCUUUGAAAUCUGAUGCAAGACCACUUUCUAAACACCUUUCAGAGAUUCUAAAUGAACUAACAAUGUGGUUGGAAAACAGUGCAUUGUUGAAGGAAGAACUUCAAUGUAGAUUCACGUCCUUGUGUAAAAUCCAAGAAGAGAUAACUACAGCACUGAAAGCCAGUGCUGAAGAUGAUGACUUCAAGUUCACCAGCUAUCAAGCAGCAAAGUUCCAAGGAGAGGUUUUGAACAUGAAGCAAGAGAACCACAGAGUUGCUGAUGAACUUCAAGCAGGUCUAGAUCUAGUAACAACUCUCCAACUUGAUGGUGAGAAGGCUCUUGCAAAGUUGAAUGAGCGAUUCGGGCUCUCAAGUUCUACGAAAAGCCAGAGACCUUCAGAUUCCCAGAAUUCGGUUCCUCUGAGGUCAUUUAUCUUCGGUGUCAAACCAAAGAAACAAAAACAAUCAAUCUUCUCCUGCAUGACCCCUGGAAUGAAUAGGAAAUACCGUGGUUAUAGAGGAUAAAGCCAUAUGUAAAAUGUUUAUACUGCAUUUCUACAGUUUUUAUCAUCUUCUACAAAACUUCUAUAUUGGUUUCAUUAGAUAGUGCAUUGAGAUUUGAGUGUGCCUUUUGUGCUUGUCUAUAAAUUGGCAGAAAGUAUCACCAAAUGUAGGCUCCGGUUUGCCCUUUGUAUUUUGAGUCUUUCUCAUCAUAUAUAUCAAUCACUCCUUGUUGUGUGUUAGAAAUGUUGUCUUCCAUGAGUCAAAAAAAAAAAAAA
Molecule: messenger RNA, 3708 nt
Organism: Cajanus cajan (pigeon pea)
Lineage: Eukaryota; Viridiplantae; Streptophyta; Magnoliopsida; Fabales; Fabaceae
Product: protein NETWORKED 2D
Molecular function (GO): actin binding
Source: RefSeq, a predicted model, not a curated record